UCGGCCGGGCCAGCAGCGGCGGCGAUGUACCGGCGGGAGCGGGGCCUGGCGCUGCGCGGGAGCAGCCUGGCGCUCUACAACAACCUGGCCGUCCUGCCGCUGCCCGCCAAGCGCCUCACCUACUUCGCCAGCGUGCACGGCGCCUCGGUCGGGCUGCUCAGCGCCGCUGCGGACGGGCCGGGCUGCGCGCACCGCCAGCUGCAGGCCCGCGAGGGCGGCCUCGGCCCCCCCAUCGUCACGCAGGCGGCCUGGUGCGCGCUGCCCUCGCGGACGCUGCUGGUGCUGGCCUCGUGGAAGGGCAUCCAGAUGUACGAGCCCGACGGCUCCGCCAUGGUCUAUUGGCACGCGCUGGACGGCAUGGAGGCCUCGGCAGGGAUGCUGCUGUUUGCCCGGGGGAUUGCAGGGACAGGACUGCACUUUGUGUGUGUAGGGACAUCCACCGGUUCAGUCCUCGUCUUUGACGUCCCCGCCAAAGGCACCAACAUCACGCUGAGUGAAGUCCUUGAGCAGCACAACAGCCCCAUCACGGACAUUGGCGCCGAGCUCUGUGAGCAGCCGGAGGGAGCUGCAGAUCUGGUGACGGCGGACGACUCCGGAGCAUUGUGCAUUUGGGGCUCUGGAGAGACCUUCAGGCUGAUCACCAAAAUCCCGGCUUCUGACUGCACCUGCUCCUCCGUGAAGCUGUGGAACGGAGUCAUUGCAGCCGGCUAUGGGAAUGGGCAGAUUCGCCUGUAUGAAGCGUCGCAUGGGACCUUGAGAGCCCAAGUCAGCGCUCACGCCCGCUGGAUCUAUGCCCUGGAUCUGGCCCCGCUCUCAGGGAAGCUGCUGUCUGCCGCCGAGGACUCCUUUGUGCGGGUCUGGGGACUGAGCCACAGUGCGGACACAGAGAGCCUGGAGAUCGAGCAUUGCCAUACGGAGUGUGUGACUGACACCCAGAUUUGUGGCGCCCGCUUCUGCAACCCAGAGGGCACUGCCUUCGCCAUCACGGGCUUUGAGCUGAAUGAGAUCAUCCUCUACCAUCAGGUGUAGCCCUUUAAGUGGUAGGCAGUUGCUGGAAGCAGAGGAAGGACUUUGCGUGGCGUGAUGAAGCCAGCUUGGCCAGUGUGAGAAGCAAGGCAGGAGCAGGACAGGAGGGCACAUGAAGGGAGCUCCUGCCUCACACACAUACCUCAUGUCCGAAAAUGCCCCCCCCCCACUCCCCCAAGGCUCUUUAUUCCUUUGGGCCAAGCAGGCUUCCCCUGGGGUUCCUGGCACAUCCGGUGCCAAGGCGUCUUCUUUGGCCCAAUAGCUCAGGGUGCCCCCUCUGCCAGCGAGAGUCCAACCCGCAGUGGAGCUUGAAGCAGGGAGGCCCAUCCUGUCCUACCUCGGCUAAGAGCAGAGCCGGCUGGUGCCUUGUUUCCACUGGUUCUUCUCCUCGGCAGGGUGACUGUCUCACAGCUCCAGGGCUGAGGGGCAGCUUGGCCGGGCCUGCAACAGAGCCCUUCCUUGGGGAAAUGCCAACCGCAGUCCCAGAGCAACCUGGGAUGGCUUUGCGGAUCCUGGCCAGAAGGUCCUCCUGCCCUGCCCAGGUUUGUUUAGACUUCAAAGGCUCCAGAUAGCUUGAUUCCUUUUUUAGCAUUUUAGAGCAAGCAGCCAAAUUGUCUGAUGAAUAAAAUCUAGUUAUGUUUGGCUGACAAGAUAGAAA
Messenger RNA from Ahaetulla prasina, 1684 nucleotides. RefSeq names its product WD repeat domain 54 (gene WDR54). Gene Ontology annotation, molecular function: protein binding. The transcript is spliced from 9 exons. Bases 25 to 1029 code for a protein of 334 amino acids. Gene Ontology annotation, biological process: cilium assembly; cilium-dependent cell motility; sperm axoneme assembly. The record is from RefSeq and is a predicted model, not a curated record. NCBI's taxonomy places the organism in Eukaryota, Metazoa, Chordata, Lepidosauria, Squamata, Colubridae.